AUGUCAAGACCUUUUACUAGAGGAGGAGGAGGAGGAGGAGGAGGAGUUGGUCGAGGAGGUUAUAGAAGUGGUAUAUACUCUGAACUAAAACAAUUGGAAUUCCAAAGACAAAGAGUAGAGAAUAAAUUAGAUCUAUUGGACAAGAGAGAAAAGGAUCCAAUAUAUACUUCAACUAUUGGUGGCGCAAGUAGUAGUAAUAGUAGUGGUGGUGGUGGUAGUGGAAAAAGAAAAGAUCAUCCUCAUCAUUAUCAAGAUAACAACAACCAACAUAAUCAUCAUCAUCAUCAUCAACAACAAGAUAACAACCAACCAACUAAAUACCAAAGAAAGCUUAUUAUCAAUGAUAAUGAUCAACAACAACAUCAUCAUCUGAAUCAACAUGAUUAUCGAUUUAAUAAAUACCAACAAUAUCCCAAAAAAUUUGUAAAUAAUAAUAAUAACCAUAAUAAUAACUAUAACUAUAAUAAUAAUAAAGAUGGAAAUGAUGUUUCAACACCAUCAUCAUCAUCAACAACAUUACCAACUGUAACCAAGUCACCAGCACCACUACCAACAACAACAACAACAGUUGAAGGUCAAAAAAGAAAUAGAAUGAUGUUUGGUAUGCUCAAUCGUACGUUACAAGAUUUCCAAAAGAAUAUUGAAGCAAAGUCACAAUCGGAUAUUAAAAGAAUAGAGACUGAAGAGAAAAUCAAUGAAACCAUUGACAAGAACAAUGAAAGAGUACUAGAGGAGGAGAAAAAGAAUAUCGUGGAGCAAAAGGAAAAAGAAUUAAAAUUACAUGAAGAGAUUAUAAAGAAACAAGAAGAGUUACAACAUAAACUAUUGACACAAAAAUGGGAGUUACAUAAAAGAAUACUAUCAAAAUUCAAAUACAAGACUACAAGUAAACCAAAUAUUUAUUAUUGCUUUAAUCCAAGAGCUCCACCUUUAUCUUCUACCGAUGAUGAUGGAUCAUCAACCAUAAACAAGGAUAAUGUCGAGGAUGAAGAUGAAAAUUUAUCCAAAGACAACAGACGUAAUAGAAAGCGUUCAGAUGAUCAAGACGACAAUGAUGAAGAUGACGACCAAGAUGAUGACGAUUAUGAUGACGACGGUGAUAAUAAAAAUCAAGACGAUCAAAAAGAUACAACAACAUCAACAAGCAAUGAUAACGAUUCAACUCUUCCACCACAAGCAGUUGACGUAAAGACAAAAGAAAGUGAAGAAGGAGAGGUUAAAAAUGGCGGUGAUGAUGUCCAAAUCGACAACGAUAAACAAUCAAAUUAA
This is a messenger RNA of Cavenderia fasciculata, 1269 nucleotides long. RefSeq lists its product as uncharacterized. The transcript has 3 exons. Bases 1 to 1269 code for a protein of 422 amino acids. Gene Ontology annotation, cellular component: catalytic step 2 spliceosome. The record is from RefSeq and is a predicted model, not a curated record. Lineage: Eukaryota; Evosea; Eumycetozoa; Acytosteliales; Cavenderiaceae.